AUGCAUGCUGCAGGGUUCGGCCUCGGCCCGCACCCCGCGUUCCCGCAGUACCCGCCGCCGCCAGGCGGCGCCGCCGACCCCGCCGCAGCCGCUGCAGCAGCAGCUGUCGCGCAGCCCGGCAUGGCCGACCCCGCCCAGAUCCAGCAGCUGGUGCAGCUGCUAGGCGCCAAGAUGCUGCCUAAGCAGACGGCGGUGGUGGAGUGCCCCAAGUCCAUGGUGGGGCGUGUGAUUGGCAAGGGCGGCGAGACGAUCAAGAGCCUGCAGCAGUACACGGGCGCCAUGAUCCAGAUUGACCAGUCGACCGACCCCACGCGCGUCACCAUUGCGGGCAGCCCCCAGAGCCUGCAGCUGGCUGUGUCCAUGGUGAACGACAUUGUGCGCGGCACCUUCAAGGGCUUCGCCAUGCUGCGCCAGAUCGCGCUGAGCACCACCCAGCCCGGCAUGCCCGGCUUUGGCCAGCCCCAGCCCGUAUACGUGCAGGGCUACGGCUUUGUGCCGCCCUCGCAGGUGUACAAUCCCGACGACCCGCUGGCCGCUGCCGGCAUGCUGCGCAGCAGCCCGCCCAGCGGCCCCAGUGGCCCCCUCACGCCCCCCAUGACGCCCCUGCGCGGCCCCGCCGCCGGUGGCCUGGCCGGCGGCCUGACGCCCGAGGCGCUGGCCGCGCUGCUGGGCCAGCAGCAGCAGGGCAUGGGCGGCAUGGGCAUGGGCGAGCACGGCGCCGGCUCCCAGGACACUCUGCUGGGCCAGCUGCUGGGGCAGCUGGCCGGCCAGCAGCAGCAGGCCCAGGCGCCCACCAUGAACCUGCAGCAGCACCAGCACGGCGCGCAGCAGAUGAGCGGCAUGGGCCAGCAGGGCGGCGCGCCGCAGCACGGCGACGCGUCCCAGGGCCUGGGCGGCGCCGACCAGGCCGCCAUCCACGCGCUGCUGGCACAGGCGGGCCUGCUGGGCCCGGGCCAGCAUGUGGGCGGCGGCGGCGCGGGCAUGGCCGCCCACGCCCAGCCCCCCGCCUCUGCCGGCCUCAUGCUGGGCGGCGGCGCGCAGGUGCCCCUGUCUGCGGGCAGCAGCAGCCCCGCGCACUCGGCCGCCAGCGUGCCGCUGGCCGCGCCCAGCGCGGGCAGCAUGUACCGCGCGCCUUCCGAGGGCCCCGCCGCCGCCUCCUACCUGGGCACCUCCCCCACCGCCACCCACUCCUCCGCCGACACAGGCUCCGGCCGCGCCUCGCCCGCCGUGGCGCUGUCGUCCGCCAACCCCUCCCUCAUCACCCGCCGCCCCGCCUCCGACGCCGGCUCCCCGCUGGGCCGCUACGGCGCCGUGGGCUCGCCCUCCUCUCAGGGCGCCGCCAGCAUCGGCGCCGCCGCCGAGGAGGCGCUGGCGGCCAAGAUGAGCGCCGCCGCCAUCACCACGCGCGAGCUGGGGGAGCAGGGCGCCCCCAUAACUCCCCCCCGGCGGGCCAAAGGGGCCCGCCGGCAGGGCCAGUGGUAA
Chlorella variabilis is the source of this 1482-nucleotide messenger RNA. RefSeq lists its product as hypothetical. The record is from RefSeq and is a predicted model, not a curated record. Lineage: Eukaryota; Viridiplantae; Chlorophyta; Trebouxiophyceae; Chlorellales; Chlorellaceae. Bases 1 to 1482 code for a protein of 493 amino acids. The transcript has 5 exons. Gene Ontology annotation, molecular function: RNA binding.